Etheostoma spectabile (orangethroat darter) is the source of this 1585-nucleotide messenger RNA. It is a transcript of the gene mrpl44, whose product is annotated as mitochondrial ribosomal protein L44. Gene Ontology annotation, biological process: RNA processing; mitochondrial translational elongation. Gene Ontology annotation, molecular function: ribonuclease III activity; double-stranded RNA binding. The coding region runs from base 96 to 1100 and encodes 334 amino acids. Gene Ontology annotation, cellular component: nucleus; microprocessor complex; mitochondrial large ribosomal subunit. The record is from RefSeq and is a predicted model, not a curated record. Lineage: Eukaryota; Metazoa; Chordata; Actinopteri; Perciformes; Percidae. The transcript is spliced from 4 exons.
CCGUCGUUAGUUAGGAACAGUCUGGCUAGCCGGAUAUUGUUUCUAGUUCCGUGCCGGACAUUUUUAGCUGUUGCACUCAUGCUUUACUGACGACCAUGGCGUCCGGAUACAUACUAAAUCGUGGUGUGCUAACGUUAGGCAUUCACUGUCAGCGUGUUUGCAGAAACGUAUCAUUGUCACAGGUUAGGGAGAAAAAGCGAUGGAUGAAAGCAUACACACACCUCAUGGCAAAGAAGUUAAAGCUUGAAGGACCUCCACCACCGAAGCCACGGUCUCAUCAGCCUCACUGGGAUUACCACGCUGAGGUUCAGGCUUUCAGCAGCCGCCUCCACGAGAACUUCUCCCUGGAGGUACUGAAAACAGCCUUCAUCAAUCCCUGUUACCUGCAGGCGGAGCAAGAGAAGAGAAAGGGGUUAGGCGUGGACUCCGGGAUCACUGCUCUUGUUCUAAAAGAUAAUACCCGGCUGAGUGAAAAGGGAGCAGGUUUCACUAAAAGCUUCCUGACAGACUGGUGCGGGGCCAGCUUCCCGAGCCUGCCGAGUGAGGGGGUGGAGAGUGUCGUAGGGCACCUUACCAGUUCAGCAGUGGUGUCCUAUGUAGCAAGAAAUCUCGGCAUUGACGACCUAACCCUGAGUGCAGAAUGUCCUGUUCCUGAUGAUGUGCUUCAUUCAACAUUCAUGGCAGUAAUUGGAGUUUUACAGGAGAGCAGUGGAGCUGAGCAAACUGGAUUGUUCCUCCGGGAUUUCCUGGUCACUCAGCUGAUAGGGAAAGACCUGUUUGAUAUGUGGACAGUUAUCAACCCCAUGGGACUAUUAGUGGAAGAGCUUACUAAGAGGAAGGUUCCACUGCCAGAGCCUCGCCUCAUCAGGUCUGCUGGAGCUUGUACCGUCCUGCCUCUGUACUUUGUCGGCUUGUACAGCAACAAGAAGCUUCUGGCUCAGGGUCCAGGAGAGACACUUGCAGCAGCCGAGGACGAGGCAGCUCGUGUGGCCCUCCGGAAACUCUACGGCUACACUGAGAACCACAGACCCUUUGACUUCUCUCCACUACAGCAGCAUCAGCAGACAUUAAUUCAAUCAGUCAGCAGCAAUUCAUGUUAAUUAACAAUUUGCUGCAGCAGAAAAUGGUUUAAAGGGGGUGCAGUUGGACAGGAUUGUGGCAUGAUUCUUCUUAAGAGAUUAUUUAUAGUACAUCUCGUUUGUGGGUAACAGACUCUCUCUGGAUUGCAGAGAGAAAAUAAGGUCACCUUCUACCUUAAAUGUUAGUUUAGUAAUGAAAAAAGACAAAAGCAAGCAAAACAAACAUUAUCGUCCACAUAAAAAGUUUGACUAGGCAGUAAGAACCAGGUUUCAGACAGAAAUCUAAGAACUCUAUUAUUUAAAUGAUUUAAUUUGAUAACAUAUUCACGAGUAAAGUCAACUGGUCCCCUGCCUUACCUUGGCUAAUGUUGACCAAUCCUGCAAUCCUUGGCACAAAAUAGCCUUGGUGUCUAGUUUUCCUUGUAAAUAAUACAAUUGUAAUUUGGUUUACUUGGUAUUCUGUUAUAUGCGAUUCAUCUGUAAUAAAAAAGUAAUGUGUACACCAA